Tetranychus urticae (two-spotted spider mite) is the source of this 1907-nucleotide messenger RNA. Its product is annotated as protein FAM43A. NCBI's taxonomy places the organism in Eukaryota, Metazoa, Arthropoda, Arachnida, Trombidiformes, Tetranychidae. The record is from RefSeq and is a predicted model, not a curated record.
AGUAAGUUAAUUUAGUAAUUGAUAACAAUUGUUAAUAUUGUGUUAAAAAACGGACUCUCAUCCAUCUGGGUUACCUGCGCCAUUUUAUUUCCCCCUCAGCACAAACUUUUUUAUUCACCCUGUAGUAGUGCUUCAUACUUGUUUCAUCUUGUUUCAAACCAACAAACUUGUAUACAUCAACACAUCAACACACACACACACACUUGGUGCUCUUCUUUUGUUGACUCCUUUCUGGUUAAAUAGUAUCUUCUCUUCAUCAUCAUCCUUUUUAAGUCUUCCUCUCACGGAUAAGGUUUAUUUUCCUUCCAUUGGACUUUUUUUCCUCUCUAUGUUCUGACUUUAAUAGUGAAGACUACUCUCUAUUUACAAUAGAGGUUUUUAAAGUAAAUUACAACGAUGAGCCAUUGGACUAAUUUGAUUUAGGAAUACUUAAAGAGGAAAUCGUUUGACGGAUCUUUCAAAUACAUGUUUUACUGUGGAUGUUGUCAUCAGCUAUUCAACUCUACUUUUCACGUAUAUUUUUGUGCCCAUUUUCCGGAAUAAAAAUCAUCUUUACUCUUUAAAUUUAAUUUAACAUGUUAACCUGUUUAUGUGGCUCCGAAAGAAGGUAAAAACGGCGACGACUAAGAAGGAGAAAGUGGUGGUGGAGGAGGAGGAGGAAAAACGUAGAAGCUCUUUGUGCUCAAAAUUAAAGAAAAUGGUUUUAAAGUCAAGUGAAAAAAGUUUCGGACUUAAUACGGUUCAAUUUAAAUUUUGGUCUACUCGGAAAAGUCUAACCAUAACCGAUUAUGAUCCUGUCUACAAAGUUGUCUACCUUGGAAAUGUUUUAACUUUGUUGGCUAAAGGUGAUGGUGCCAUAGACAAAGCUUUGCCAACUUUGUGGAAAAAUUAUUGUUCCAAUGUUAAACAUGACAUCUACAUGAAGUUAACCAUAUGUGCGUCAGGAUUAAAAGCCAUCACAAGGGAACACGGAUUAACUGAAUAUUGGUCUAACAGAAUAACAUAUGCUGCCACUCAUCCUGAUCACCCGAAAAUUUUUUGUUGGAUCUAUCGUCAUGUUGGACGUAAAAUGAAACAAGAAUUAAGAUGCCAUGCCGUUCUUUGUAGCAAAGAAAGUAAAGCCAAGGAGAUGGCCGAAUUUUUGAACAAAAGAUUAAUCACUGCUCUACAAGAAUUUAGAAGAGAGAAAAAGUACAGACAAAACUUUCGAUUGUCACUCGCCUCCUCGUGCCAAGAGAUUCCUUUAAUUCCAUUAAGGAAGCAGCUUUUAAUUAAAGGUUUAGCCAACUUCAGGCAGCCAUUGGAAAGAUCAAAAUCAGCUCCAAAAUUAACAUCGAUUGAAGAAAUUUUAGAAGAAUCAGAGGAAGAAGAUGACGUUGAAGACGACGAGACAGAAGAAGAAACUGAAGAGGAUACUGCAUCCGAUACAACCAUAAACAUUCUCAGAAUGAUAUUUUAAUUUUUAAAAAUAUUAAUAAUAAUUAUUUUCACAAUUACCAGUCUCAUCUGUUGAAUACAUCCAUCAAUCAAACGAUGAUCAAACUUGAUAAAGGAUAAACAAAUUACCUCGAAAACAACAAAAAAGCAAAAAUUAAUCCUCACCAAAAUCUUUAGAUUUGUUUUGUGGCAUCCGUGAAAUCGCCUUAAUUCAUUAUCAAAUUAAAAGAUGAUAUAAACACUAACAAUUGGUUAUUCUGAUUGUGAUAUACUGUAAAGAAAAACAAAAUUCAAUAGAAUGUAAGUUUCUUCAAGGUUAACAUGAUAUCUCAAUCAUAAUCAUGCGGAUGGUUAUGAGGGUUAACCUAAUAAUAAUACUUUUCUUCCUAUUAUGUUAUUAUAUUUUUUUGUAUAUUAAUGCACACACAACCAUAUCAAUUUAAUCUUUUGAUAAACGAUUUGAAAAUUUA